UUGUUUUCUUUUUUUUUCAUCUUGAGUUUGAGUAUCAAAUGAUAACAAAUAAGUUUAGUGCUAUACAACGUCGUGUAUUGUCGACUACGUUUAUUUGUAGAGUGAAUAAACAAUUUUUUAAAUCAAUAAAUAUGGACCAAAAUUAUCCAAAGAAAAAUGAAGACAGAAUGUUAAAACAUCUCUUCGAUGGUUCCGACUGGAAUGUUUACGAUAAAAAUAUUACAAACUUGGGUGUGGGUGCACCAGGUCCUGAUAUAUUAGUUAAAUGCUGUGAUAUAUUUGAAAAGGCUACAAGUCAUAGAAUGAAACUAGAAACUACCAAUCAAGGAAUGUUAUUUCAAUAUGGACCAACUGUUGGAGUGAUAGAGGUGCGUUCGGGAAUAGCUAAAUUUUUGACAGAUGCUUAUAAAUCUGAGGUGAAGAGUGAGGACAUAAUUGUUACAACUGGAGCUACGCAAGGAUUGCAUAUAAUUCUAUCAACUCUCAUAGAUUUAAAUGGCUAUAUUUUUGUCGAUGAGGUUACCUACAUGAUUGCACUGGAUGUAUUUCGACAAUUUAGCACUUUAAAAAUUGUACCUGUUAAAUUAAACAGUGAUGGAGUUGGUAUCAAGGCUUUACGAGCUUUCUUAGAGCAAAAACAAUUUAAGUCAGAAACGAAAAGUUUCUGGGGACUUUAUUAUGCCAUUCCAACUUAUCACAAUCCAACAGGAAUAACAUUUUCGAAAGAUGUUUUAAAAAACCUUAUAACCCUUGCUCGAGAAUUCGACAUUUUGAUUGCAUGUGAUGAUGUUUACAAUACUCUAUAUUAUGGAGAGAAUGUUGCUCAGAAACGCCUUUAUGCAUACGACGAUCCAAAUGAUGACGAUUUUAAGGGAAAUGUUAUUUCAAAUGGAAGUUUUUCGAAAAUCAUUGGACCUGGAUUGCGUUUUGGAUGGCUUGAGGUGCCUCCAAGAUGCAAAUCUAUAUUGGAGACUUGUGGUCUUUUAAAUAGUGGUGGUUGUUUAAAUAACUACACUUCCGGUAUAAUGGCCAGCUUGUUGGACUUAGGCUUAGGACAAGCACAUGCUAAAAUGGUAAAAGAACUCUAUGAAGAACGAAUGUUGGCAACUUGUGAUAUCUUGAGAAAUAAUCUACCAAAAUCCUGCCAAUUCAUUGAACCCCAAGGAGGAUACUUUGUGUGGAUUCAAAUGCCUGAAGAUACUGAUGCAAAUGCAUUUCUUCAAAUAUGCAUAAAAAGGCAUAAAUUAUUUUUUAUUCCUGGCAAUCGGUUUUCACUUGAUAAUAAUUUUAAAAAUUGUUUUCGUAUUUCGAUAGCUUUUCAUCAAAAAGAAGUUAUACAAAGUUCUGUGAGACGAAUUUGCAAUGCAUUGAAAGAGUAUUUGAAUUUGUGAUUUGAUGCAUUUAUAGUUUAACUAUAUACUUUUUAAUUUUGUUAACGCAUAGAUACA
Episyrphus balteatus (marmalade hoverfly) is the source of this 1448-nucleotide messenger RNA. Its product is annotated as 2-aminoadipate transaminase. The record is from RefSeq and is a predicted model, not a curated record. The coding region runs from base 39 to 1391 and encodes 450 amino acids. Gene Ontology annotation, molecular function: L-2-aminoadipate:2-oxoglutarate transaminase activity; pyridoxal phosphate binding. NCBI's taxonomy places the organism in Eukaryota, Metazoa, Arthropoda, Insecta, Diptera, Syrphidae. Gene Ontology annotation, biological process: biosynthetic process. The transcript has 6 exons.